Molecule: messenger RNA, 780 nt
Organism: Funneliformis geosporum
Lineage: Eukaryota; Fungi; Glomeromycota; Glomeromycetes; Glomerales; Glomeraceae
Source: the annotation of a GenBank genome assembly
AUGCCUUUGAUAUUUCGUAAAAAACUUGCUGAAGAUGAAAAAAAGAUACUGGCGUGCUGGCAUAUGUUGUCUCUUCCUUCUCCACAUACUACUCCACUUCCAUCACUUGUUGCUUUAAUACCCGCAUUACUUUGGAGCUAUUUACCAACAUUUUUCAUAGAAGAGUUUAUUCAUUUCUUUAUUUUAAGGCACUUUAUGCGUGUUGAUGAUUCCAUGCGUUUAAUUAUUAAAGGACGACCAGUUUUGGAGGGUACAAAAGAUGAUGAUUGUUGCGUUUGUUAUGGAAUUGGAAUCGGGGACGGAUCAUCAUCUUUUUAUUCUGAUCAGGAUGAUGUUGAUAAUUUAUGCGAGAGUACAUUAGAAAAUUACUGUAAAGUUCCUCAUCAUGUGGCACAUCGAAAUUGUAUGCUUAAAUGGUAUACGAUGGGGAAUACGGGUUUCGUAUCGCGUUUAGCUUUGCAAAAUUUAAAUAUAAGAUUGACCAAUGCAAACUUAUUAAGACCAGCACCUACUUGUCCGAUAUGUCGUGGAGAAAUAAUUUUUAAAGUUAUUCAAAAGGAUUUAUUAGAAAAGGAAAAGGCAAAUGAAGGAAUAUGGGGAAACAAAAACAAUUGGUUGUUGAAAUUAGAUUCAUUGAUCAAAGAUUGGAGAAAUGUCAUGAAUUGGCGUUGGGUCGCUGUGAGAGUUGAGAUCACGGUCAUUUAUAUUUUAAUAGUUUGGAAAUUUUUAAAAUGGAGGGAAAAAUUGAUGCGAAACCUCAAUUAUUAUAAUCGAACAUAA